This is a messenger RNA of Jatropha curcas, 1695 nucleotides long. The record is from RefSeq and is a predicted model, not a curated record. Lineage: Eukaryota; Viridiplantae; Streptophyta; Magnoliopsida; Malpighiales; Euphorbiaceae.
UUCUCUUGUAUUUUUCUCUGUUCUUUUGCUGGUUUCUCCUUUUGCUUUGUUUCUCUGAUCUUUUAUGUGUUAACAAAAACACAGUCUCUCUACAAUGGAGUACCUGCAACCAUUUUCUAUUUUCUCAACCUUGUUCACUUUCCUAUUAAUCAUCUUAAUUCUACAAAGAAGACCCAAAAACUCCUCCCGAAAAUUAGCCCCAGGGCCAUGGAAGCUACCUAUAAUAGGAAACAUCCAUCAGCUCCUCGGCUCUCUUCCUCAUCACCGCCUAAGACAUUUAUCAAACAAAUUAUACGGCCCUGUAAUGCAUCUCAAGCAUGGCCAAGUUUCCAAUGUAAUGAAAACUCACCACAUUAUUUUCCAAAGGCCUUUUCUCUUUGCGGCUGAGAUUCUCAUGUAUAACUUCAAAGACAUUGCUUUUGCCCCUUGCGGCGAUAGUUGGCGACAGAUGCGUAAAAUUUGUACGCUUGAGCUAUUAAGCACAAAACGCGUAAGAGCAUUUAGAGCAAUCCGAGAAGAGGAGACAUCAAAUUUUAUUCGAUCAAUUUCCAGUUUAUCGAAGUUAAUAUAUAUUAGUAAGAUGGUGUUAUCUUUAUCUAACGCCAUUACUUUAAGGUCUGCAUUUGGUAAGGCUUCGGAACGCCAUGAAGCUUUCUUCCCACCUGUGCAGAAAAUUGUACAGGUGUUCGAAGGCUUUAGUGUUGCUUAUAUUUUCCCUGCAGUUAAAUUUCUUCAUAGAAUUACUGGGAUGAGGAGUAAAUUGGAGAAGUUACAUCAAGAUGCCGAUAUAAUGCUCGAAAACAUAAUUAAUGAACAUAGAGAAAAUAAGAGAUUGGGUAGAAGCAAUUCUGAGGGCUCAGAAGAUGAUCUUGUGGAUGUUCUUUUGAAUCUUCAGAGUGGUGAUAGCUUUGAAUUCCCCCUGACGAUAGAAAAUACAAAAGUAGUCAUGCUGGACAUAUUCCUGGAUGCAACCGAAACAUCUACUACAGUAAUUGAGUGGGCAAUGUCAGAAAUGCUAAAAGAUUCAAGAGUGACGAAAAACGCGCAGGAAGAGAUAAGGCAGGUUUUUAAUCAAAAAGAAAAUAUAGAUGAAACAAGAUUUGAUGAAUUGAAGUAUCUAAAAUUAGUUAUUAAAGAAACUUGGAUAUUACAUCCUCCAGCUCCUUUACUUGCUCCAAGAGAAUGCCUAGAGGCAGUGAAGAUCGAUGGGUAUGAAGUACCAAUCAACACCAGAGUCAUUAUUAAUGCGUGGGCAAUUGGAAGGGACAGUCGCCACUGGAAUGAAGCUAAGAAAUUUUAUCCAGAGAGAUUUCAGAACAAUUCUAUUGAUUUUAAAGGAAUUGACUUUGAAUGUAUUCCAUUCGGUGCUGGAAGAAGAUGUCCUGGUGUGACAUAUGAUAUGGCUGUUGUUGCGCUUGUACUUGCAAAUCUGUUAUACCAUUUUGAUUGGAAACUGCCCAAUGGACUGGAAGAUCAUCAGUUGGACAUGUCUGACUUUGGAGCUACAGCCAGGAGAAAAAAUGAACUGCACUUGAUUCCCAUUCCAUACAAUCCUUUCCAAAGUCAAGUAUGCUAAAAAGACAUUGGAUUUUAUUAAAUGCUAGCUAGUCAUUUUAAUGUAUUUUCUUAAGAGGUCAAGUAUAUUAAUGGAUUCAUUAUGGAUCUUUAUCUAUGUGAUAGUUCAAUUUUUAUAAA